Molecule: messenger RNA, 11268 nt
Organism: Notothenia coriiceps (black rockcod)
Lineage: Eukaryota; Metazoa; Chordata; Actinopteri; Perciformes; Nototheniidae
Gene: fat1a
Product: FAT atypical cadherin 1a
Exons: 27
Coding region: 148-10362 (3404 amino acids)
Biological process (GO): homophilic cell-cell adhesion
Cellular component (GO): plasma membrane
Molecular function (GO): calcium ion binding
Source: RefSeq, a predicted model, not a curated record
CUGGUUACAACUACUUCAAGGAAACUGGACAGGGAGCAGCAAGUUGAGCACAUUCUUGAGAUCACAGUCAGUGACCACGGUGUUCCUGCCAGAUCCACCACUGUCCGCGUCAUCGUCCGAGUCCUGGACGAGAAUGACAAUAGGCCGAUGUUUUUGGAAAAGAUCUAUAAGAUCAAGCUCCCGGAGCGAGAGAGGCCGGAGAAAGAGAGAGCCAUGAAGAGAGACCCGGUGUAUCGGGUCAUAGCAUCAGACCGGGAUGAGGGACCGAACUCCGAGAUCUCUUACAGCAUCGAGGGGGGAGAUGAAAGCGGAAAGUUCUUCAUCGAACCCAAGACCGGCACGGUUUCCUCCAAGAAGUUCUCUUCUGCUGGAGAAUACAACAUUCUUACAAUUAAAGCCGUCGACAAUGGACGUCCUCAGAAAUCGUCCACUUGUCGUCUGCAUAUCGAGUGGAUUCCUAAACCACAAUUGCCCGCUGAUGCAGCUCCCCUGGUUUUCGAGGAGUCCCCCUUCACAUUCUCCGUAAUGGAAAGCGACCCCGUGGCCCACAUGGUGGGGGUGGUGGCCACAGAGUCCUCUGACGUCCCGGUGUGGUUCGAAAUCACAGACGGCAUAGAGGAUACUGAGAUGUUUUACAUCCUACAGAUGGCUUGUGACCACAACUGUACAGCAGAAGGUGGUAAUUAUGACAGUCGCUUUGACGUUGGCAAGGCCAGUGGAACCUUGAUUGUUGCACGGCCCUUGGACAGUGAGCCGAAAUCAAAUUACAACUUGACGGUGGAAGCCACGGAUGGGACACGAACUGUCAGCACCCAGGUGCUGAUCCGUGUCAUUGACACCAACAACCACCGACCACAGUUCUCUGAGAAGGUGUAUGAGGUGAAUGUCCCUGAAGACAAACCAGCAGGGACUGAGGUCCUGCAGGUCAGAGCUGUGGACAGAGACGAGAAGAACAAGCUAACCUUCACACUCCUGAGCAGCACCGACCCCUUCAGCCUGAGGAAGUUCCGACUAGACCCAGGAACGGGCACCCUCUUCACUACUGAGGAGCUGGAUCAUGAGACAAUGCAUCGUCACAUUCUCACCGUCAUGGUUCGAGACCAGGACAUCCCAGUAAAGAGGAACCUUGUGCGUGUUAUUGUCGACGUGGAUGACACCAAUGACAACGCACCCUGGUUUAUAGGCACACCUUACACCGGCCGUGUGUUUGAAUCUGCAGCCGUAGGUUCGGCUGUGCUCCAGGUCACGGCUCUUGACAAAGACAAGGGCUAUAACGCAGAGAUUGUCUACAGCAUUGAAUCAGGAAAUGUUGCAAACUCAUUUGCCAUCGACCCUGUUCUCGGGACAAUCAAGGUGUCCAAAGAGCUUGAUCGCAACAGCAAUAACCAGUUUGAACUCACCGUUAAGGCAUCUGAUAAUGGAAACCUUUCACUGUCAACAACCACCACUGUUAACAUUGCAGUAACAGUUUCUGAUAAUGCAGCCCCAAGAUUCACCGAAAAAGAGUUCUCUGCAGAAGUUAGUGAAUCAGUCAAUCCAGGAAGUUUUGUGAGCUUGGUAACAGCCGACAGCCAGUCCUCUGUUUUCUAUCAACUAAAAGGUGGCAACAUCAACAACGCAUUUGAUAUAAACCCUAACUCAGGAGUGAUUGUGACCCAGAAAGCUUUAGAUUAUGAGACCACCUCCCAAUACAAGCUCAUCAUACAGGGUACUAACAUGGCAGGACUUUCCAGCAACGCAACUCUUCUGAUUCACCUCAAGGAUGAAAAUGACAAUGCUCCUAUCUUUGUCCAGAAGGAAUUCAAAGGAUUAAUUAGCGAGUCUGCCCCCAUCAACAGUGUUGUCCUGACUCAUGAAAACACGCCUUUUGUGAUUAGGGCUUCUGAUGCUGAUUGCGACCGGAAUGCCAUGCUCAUAUACCAAAUUGUCGAACCUUUCGCACAUAACUAUUUUGCCAUUGACUCAAGCACCGGAGCUGUCCGAAUCACAACACCUUUGGAUUAUGAACAGAGGAGUGUCUUCCAGUUCACAGUCCAGGUCCAUGAUCUAGGAAUGCCACGCUUGUUUGCAGAGACAGCAGCCAACGUAACCAUUGAAGUAAUUGACAUAAAUGACUGUCCACCAUUUUUCAGCCAAGAACUGUACGAGACAACUGUCAAAGUGCCAACCUACAAAGGGGUGGAAGUCAUUAAAGUCAACCCCACAGACUCAGACUCUAAACUUAUUUUCUCCAUCUCAGAGGGAAAUAUUGGUGAUAAAUUUAAGAUAGAUCCAAUCACAGGCAUCAUUUCUAUUCAGAAUGUGACACAACUCAGGAGCAGAUAUGAAUUAAAAGUUAGGGUUUCCGAUGGUAGAUUUGCUGCUGUUGCUACAGUUAAGAUAAAUGUGAAGGAAAACAAGGAGAGUAAACUGAAGUUCACAAGGGAGUCCUUCAAAGCCUCCGUCCAAGAAAACUCUUCUCAGAAGAAAACACUAGCAGCCAUCGCUGUUGUUGGGAACCAGUUGAACGAGCCCUUGUUUUACAAGAUUUUGAACCCUGACAGCAGAUUUGAAAUCAGCCGCACAUCUGGGGUACUCUCAACCACUGGGAUUCCAUUUGAUCGCGAGGCACAGGACACAUUUGAAAUAGUUGUUGAGGUCACCAAAGAGGACACAUCUGAAGAUGGGGCUCACGUUCUAGUAACUGUGACAGUGGAAGAUUUAAAUGACAACAAACCUAUGUUUGUGAACCGACCCUAUCACGCCCUGGUCCAGAUGGACGCAGAGGAAGGCCAGGUCAUCCGACAAGUCACAGCAGUAGACAAAGACAUGGGCCCGAAUGCAGUCAUCCAUUAUUACCUGAAGGAACACCAAGAGCACUUUCAAAUUACCCCAUCUGGGGAAAUCUCCCUAAAAAAGAAAUUUGAGAAGGAUUUGCUCGAGACAGACUUUGUCGUUGUUGUUAUGGCAAAGGAUAAUGGAGAGGUACCACUCUCAACAGAAGUAGAAGUGCCAAUAACAGUGGUGAACAAAGCAAUGCCUGUGUUUGAGAAGCCUUUUUACAGCAUUGAAAUACCUGAAAACAUUCAAUUACACACACCUGUGCUUCACGUACAGGCCAAUGAUUCUGAAGGCCCUCGUAUUGUGUACACCAUUGCUGAAGGGGAUCCUUUCAAACAGUUCUCCAUUGAUUUCAACACAGGUGUAAUUCAUGUGAUUCAGCCACUGGACUUUGAAACACAUCCCGCCUAUAAGUUAAAUGUUAGGGCUACAGAUUCUCUGACUGGAGCGCACUCUGAAGUUUUUGUCGAUAUCAUACUGGAAGAUGUAAAUGACAACGCCCCUGUGUUCCUGUUGAAGUCUUACUAUGCCAGUAUUUCAGAGGCCUCUGUCAUUGGAACAUCUAUAUUGCAAGUUGAUGCCAAAGAUUAUGAUACUGGGAGUAACCAAGAAGUAUUCUUUCAACUAGUUGAAGAAAAGAGGAGGAGUUCAGAUUACUUUAUCAUUGACCGUGACACAGGAAUAAUCUCCACAGCUCAAGUUCUCGAUCAUGAGGAGAUCCAGCAGCACAAGUUGAGAGUCCGUGUUGUGGACGGCGGAGUUCCAGCCCUUUCUGGUGAUGUUAUUGUAACAAUAGAUGUUACUGACCUUAAUGACAAUGCUCCAAUAUUUACACAGCACACUUAUAACACUUCUAUAAGUGAACUGGCCCCACGUGGACAUUUUAUCACCCAAGUCCAGGCAUCGGAUGUUGAUAGCUCCGACUUAGAUAAGUUGGAGUUCUCCAUAUUAUCCGGAAAUGAUGAUCAGAACUUUUCCAUCGACAAACACACCGGCGCCAUUUUCAUUUCCAACCACCGUAGGCCACAUAUGCAGCCUCUCUACAACCUCAAUGUAUCAGUAUCAGACGGUGUAUUCAGAAACUCAGCCCUGGUCAUAGUAACAGUUACUGGAGCCAACCUUCACAACCCAACUUUCUCUCAGCUGGACUAUUUGGUAGAGCUUGUUGAAAACUCACCUAUUGGUACCUUGGUAGCAGAAGCAAAGGCAACAGAUGACGACGAAGGCAUAUACGGGCAAAUAACAUACCAGAUUGUCAAUGACUUUGCAAAAGACAAGUUCUCUAUCAAUGAAAACGGAGAGAUUUUCACUCUUGAGAGCCUUGAUCGUGAGAAUACCGUCGAAAAGGUUAUUCCUAUUUCUCUCACAGCUAAGGAUGGGGGUGGGAAAGUGAGCUUUUCUGUAGUCAAUGUCAUUCUCACAGACGUCAAUGACAAUGCCCCACAAUUCAGGGCAGCUGACUACAAAGCCACUAUUGCAUCAGAUGCCCCAAGGGGAACUUCUGUGGUUAAAAUUGCAGCUUCAGACAUGGAUGAGGGAAGCAAUGCUGACGUUGAGUAUUCAAUUGAAGCAGAUGUUGAAAACGUUGAGGAGAACUUUGAAAUUCACCCAACUUCUGGAGUCAUCAUAACCAAAGAGAGUCUCAUUGGACUUGAAAAUGAGCUCUAUGCAUUCUUUGUGAGGGCAAAGGAUACUGGAAAUCCAUCCAAAGAAUCUGUUGUACAGGUUUACAUCAGGAUUGUAGCACCAGAGACACAAAUUCCUAAAUUUGCGGAAGCACAAUACCGAUACACAAUUGCCGAAGACCUUCCCAUCGGUACAGAGAUCGAUGUUAUUCAGGCAGAAAGUAAGCAAACAGUCAUUUACAGCCUUGUGAAGGGUAACACUCCCGAGAGCAAUGAAGAUGAGGUAUUUGUUGUAGACAGAGACAGUGGGGCUUUGAAGCUUCAGAAAAGCCUAGACCAUGAGACCACCAAAUGGUACCAACUCACUUUGCUUUCCCAAACACAGCAUGAGAACUAUGAGAUUGUGUCGUCUGUAAAUGUUAACAUCCAGGUGAAAGACCUUAAUGACAACACACCUGUCUUUGAGGCAUAUCCUUACGAGGCUGUCAUUGUGGAAAACCUUCCAAGUGGAGCUCAAGUGAUCCAAGUCAAAGCCACUGACCAAGACUCUGGAACCAACAGCCAUGUUGUCUACAGCCUGGACUCAAAGCAGAAUUCGCAGGAGAUCUCCGAGCUGUUUGCUGUUAAUAGUGAAACUGGAUGGGUAACCACCUUAAAAGAGCUAGACCGUGAAAAGAUGAACAAAUACAUAAUUGCCGUCCUAGCCGCAGACCAAGGCGACAAAGUCCAACACUUUAACGGCACCAAAGUGGAGGUUACAGUCGCUGAUGUGAACGACAACCCACCACGCUUCACGGCAGAGAUCUACAAAGGAACAGUCAGUGAAGAUGACCCUCCUCCCAGUGGAGUGAUCGCCAUCCUCAGCACCACAGACGAUGAUUCUGAGGACAUCAAUAAACAAGUCAACUACUUCAUUACAGGAGGGGACCCACUUGGCCAAUUUGCUAUCGAACACAUCCAGAAUGAAUGGAAGGUCUCUGUCAGGAAGUCCUUGGACCGUGAAGAGAAGGAUAAUUAUCUCCUCAACAUUACUGCCAGUGAUGGCAUCUUUACCGCCAAAGCCAUUGUAGAGGUCAAGGUGCUGGAUGCAAAUGACAACAGUCCUGUUUGCGAAAAGUCACUAUACAGUGAGAGUGUCAGAGAGGACUCCCCUGCUGGCAGGCUCAUCUUGCAGGUCUCUGCUACAGAUGCUGACAUCCGCUCAAACGCCCAAAUCUCCUAUGAUCUGCAAGGAGUUGGAUCUGAAUUGUUUAACAUUGAUUCUGAUACAGGGGAGCUGAAGACUUUACAGCCCCUCGAUCGAGAGGAGCAGGUCGAGCACAGGUUCAGAGUGCGGGCGGUGGACGGAGGAGGGCGGUACUGUGAGGCAGACAUCCACAUCACUGUGGACGAUGUCAACGACAACACGCCUCAGUUCUCAUCUGAAACCUAUACCAUCACAGUCUUUGAGAACACAGAGACGGGCACAUUUGUGGCAAAACUGCUGGCAAAUGAUAUCGAUACUGGUCUUAACAGCGACAUCCUCUACUCAUUGGUCGAUUCCGCUGAAGGAUUCUUCUCAAUUGACGAGCACACCGGCGUUAUGAGCCUGGAGCGCCCCCUGGACCGAGAGGUGCAGUCCACAUACGAGCUGAAGGCCCGGGCCAGUGACCAGGGCUCCCCACGCCUGUCCUCUCUGUGCCACGUGCUGAUCUCCGUCCUGGACAUCAACGACAAUCCGCCAGUCUUUGAGCACCGUGAAUACAUGGCUACCCUGUCUGAGGACGUGACGGUGGGCACACAGGUGCUCAGAGUGCAGGCAGCGAGCCGGGACACGGAUGCUAACGGGGAGAUCUCUUACGGCAUCAUCAGCGGAAACGAGCACGGCAUGUUCAGCGUUGACCCUCGCACCGGUGAUGUCUUUGUGAUCGAGCCGCUGGACUACGAGGUCUCCCAUGAAUACUACAUCACUGUAGAGGCUACAGAUGGUGGCUCACCGCCGCUCAGCGACAUGGCCACUGUGAACAUCAACCUGACCGAUGUCAACGACAACACACCCGUGUUCAGCCAGGAGAUCUACACCGCCGUCGUCAGUGAGGACGCCGAGCUGGGGAAGACUGUGAUGGCGGUGAUGGCAGAAGAUGUCGACGGACCUUCUUUCAACCGCGUGCGCUACUUCAUCGUGGACGGUAACCAGGGCAGCCCCUUCACCAUCGAUCCGGUCAGAGGAGAGCUUAAAGUCGCUCGCCAGCUGGACAGAGAGCGAACCUCAGGGUUCACUCUGAUGGUGGUUGCCUCAGACAACGGGGCCAACCCUCUCUCCAGCAGCGCCAUGAUCAACAUCGACAUCUCAGACGUCAACGACAACCCACCGCUGUUCUCCCAGGCCAACUACAGCCUCAUCAUCCAGGAGAACCGACCAAAAGGCACAAGUGUUCUCCAGCUCACCGUAACCGAUCGGGACGCUUCCCACAACGGCCCACCUUUCACCUUCGCCAUCGUGGAUGGGAAUGAGGGCGAUGCUUUCCACAUCAAUCAGCAGGGAGCUUUAGUGGCCGUGGGAGCGCUGCAUAGGAAAAGUAAAGAACACUACCUACUGCAAGCUCAGGUGUCAGACAGUGGCAAACCUCAGCUCGUUUCCACCGCCUUCAUCACUGUGCGAAUAAUCGAGGAGAGCGUCUACCCUCCUGCCAUCCUUCCACUGGAUAUCUUUGUCACCACCGCGGGCGAUGAAUACCCCGGAGGUGUCCUGGGCAAGAUCCACGCCACCGACCAGGACAUCUACGACACCCUCUUCUACAGCCUCGCCCCUUCCUCCUCCUCAUCGGACGACAGUGGAGCCCUGUUUUCAGUGUCCGCCUCGGAUGGUAAAGUCAUCGCCCUGCGCCCCCUCGAUGUGGGUCACUACCCUCUCAACGUGACGGUGACCGACGGGCGCUUCACCACGGCGGCUGACGUCACCGUGCACGUCAGACAGGCCACACGUCAGGCUCUGGACAACUCUAUUGCCGUGCGCUUUGCUAAUAUCGCCCCUGAGGAAUUCAUCGGGGACUUCUGGCGUAACUUCCAGCGGGCACUGAGGAACAUCGCAGGGGUCCGGAGGAGUGAGGUGCAGCUGGUGAGCCUGCAGCCUUCAGAGAACGGAGACCUGGACGUGCUGUUGGCUUUAGAGAGGUCCGGCACCCCCUACCAAUCUCAGGAGGUGGUCUUCCGUAAGCUGAACUCCUCUGCGGCUGUGAUCGAGGAGAUGACGGGCGUUCGGAUCGUGCGGGUGGUGCAGAAGCUGUGCGCGGGGGUGGACUGCCCGUUAAGCUUCUGCGACGAGGUCAUCUCCCUGGACAAGAACACGAUGUCCACAUACAGCACGGCUCGUCUCAGCUUCGUCUCACCGAGACACCUGAGGACCGCCACCUGCCAGUGUGAAGGCGGCACAUGUCCCGUGGUGAACAACCUGUGUGAGAACAGCCCCUGUCCUGAGGGAAUGGAGUGUGUGGCAGAUCCUAAAGAAGCCGUGUACAGCUGUGUGUGUCCAGAGGGCAUAAAGGGCAAGUGCUCCGAUGGCAACUCCCUGACGUUCAGCGGCAGCGGCUAUGUGAAGUACCUUCUGAUGGAGAAUGAGAACAAGGAGCUGAUGAAACUCUCCCUGAGGAUCAGGACCUUCUCCACUCAUGCUACUGUCAUGUAUGCGAAAGGAACAGACUACAGCAUCCUCGAGAUUGUGAACGGCCGUCUGCAGUACAAGUUCGACUGCGGCAGUGGCCCCGGCCUGGUGUCUGUGCACAGCGCUCAGAUUAACGACGGGGAGUGGCACACUCUCACACUGGAGGUGGAUGGUAACUACGCCAAGCUGGUGCUGGACCGGGUGCACGCCGCCUCAGGCACAGCACCGGGCACCCUGAGGACCCUCAACCUCGACAACAGCAUUUAUUUCGGCGGGCAUGUACGCCAGCUGGCCUCGGCUCGCCACGGUCGCAGCCUGCCCGUCACCAACGGGCUGCGCGGCUGCAUGGAGGCCAUCAGCCUGAACGGCCAGGAGCUGCCUCUGAACACCAAGGCUCAGCGGGCCCACGCCGUGCUGGAGGACCUCGUGGACGUGAGCCCAGGCUGUGCCCUCGCACCUGCCGAGAGCUGCUCCAGCAACCCCUGCAGCAACGGGGGGGUCUGCGCCUCGCUGCCUAACGGAGGCUACUUCUGUAAGUGUCCUGCCUCCUUCAUGGGCACCCACUGUGAGAUCGGCCUGAGCCCCUGUGCCUCCAACCCCUGCCUGUACGGGGGCACCUGUGUUCCUCGAGCAGGCGACUUCUUCUGCCAGUGCAGAGGACAGUACUCAGGACAAAGGUGCCAGUUGGGGCCGUACUGCAGAGAUAACCCCUGUAAAAACAGCGGGAAGUGUAUCGACAGCCUGGACGGUCCAGUGUGUGAGUGUGAAGUCGGUUUCCAGGGAGAAAGGUGCCUGAGCGACGUUGACGAGUGCAUCAAGAACCUCUGCUCCAACGGGGGCCAGUGCCAGAACACAUACGGCUCGUACAAAUGCAACUGCUCGCUGGGAUUCAACGGACAGAUGUGCGAACUCCGCGCCGAGGUCCGCAAUGACUUCGUCUCCACUUCCUGGAACAUCGGUCUGGAGGAGGUGAUCGGCAUCGUGGUGUUUGUGUCCAGCAUCUUCAUCCUGGUCCUCCUCUUCAUCAUCAUCCGCAAGAAGGCCUGUCGCAGAAGGUCCAAGCACAACGACGACAACAAACAUCUGGCCAGUCCCAACAUGUCUCACUCCUUCCUACAGAGACCGUACUUUGACGUCAAACUCAACAAGAACAUCUACUCCGACAUCCCCCCCCAGGUCCCCGUGAGGCCCAUCUCCUACACUCCCAGCAUUCCAAGCGACUCGAGGAACAACCUGGACAGGAAUUCAUUCGAGGGCUCAGCCAUCCCGGAGCACCCUGAGUUCAGCACCUUCAACCCGGACACUGUGCACGGGCACCGCAAGACCGUGGCCGUGUGCAGCGUCGCCCCCAACCUUCCCCCCCCCCCUGGCUCCAACUCCGUCUCAGACAGCGACUCCAUCCAGAAGCCAAACUGGGACUAUGACUACGAUGCUAAAGUGGUGGACUUGGACCCGUGCCUGAGUAAGAAGCCUGCAGAGGACAGCGCCUGUCACGCCUACAACACCCGGGGCAGCAUGUCCGAGGUCCAGUCCCUCAGCUCCUUCCAGUCUGAGUCCUGCGAUGACAACGAGUUGUUUUUGGCUCAUGAUCUCAAGAACCCAAGAGGAUAUCACUGGGACACAUCUGAUUGGAUGCCAAGUGUCCAACUUCCUGGAAUCCAGGAGUUUCCACAGUAUGAGGUUGUGGAGUCGCCCGCCCCACUGUACAGCGACCCGAGUGCCAUGGACACCGACUACUAUCCCGGCGGCUUCGACAUCGAGAGCGACUUCCCUCCGCCGCCCGAGGACUACAACGCCAACGACGACCUGCCGCCGCCGCCUUUGCCAGAGUACAGCGACACGCUGAGGCCCAUGGGAAGAGAGUUAGACCCGUCUGCGAGCGGUCCGGGCAGCCCGGCCGGGGUCCGUCAGCGCCCGGCCCUGCCCCAGCUGUACAGCCUUAACCAGUACCUGCCGCAGCACGCCUACCCCGGCGAGGGGGGCGACAGCGAGGGCCACGGUGCCACCUCCACCUCAGGCAACACCACCCCGGCCUCCACCAUGGGCCCCGGCGGCUACAGAGGGGGCUACCCUUUAGGGUGUAGUCGGGACUUUGACUCGUCAGCUCUGGACAACAUGUCCCUGUCCCUGUACACGUCCACAGCCUCCUGCUCGGACAUGUCGGCGUGCUGCGAGGAGUCCGAGGCGAUGAUAAGCGACUACGAGAGCGGCGAUGAGGGCCACUUUGAGCGGCUGUCCAUCCCGGCGCUCGACUCCCAGCAGCACACUGAAGUCUGACACUGGAUCCAAACAAAAGUGCCUGAACCCACAGCUACACCUUAUGUUAACCCCUCACACACCAAACAUGCACAGUAUGUGUACACAGAAAACGCAACAUACACACAUACAUACAUUCAAACACACAAUGAAUUGAGUCUACACACGGGGGUUGUUGAGACUGGUUGUGAGGCCAAUCGGCUGAGAAGAUCUCAUGAAGCUAUCGGAGAGACUCUGUAGCAUCUUAACGUCGGAUCAGUCCAACUCCUGCCCUUUUACGUUGGCGGUGCCAUGCUUUAUGUAACUUUCAUCAUGCAGGAAGUGGAUUGGCUGAAGGGUCAGGAUAUGCAUCAUGAGAAAAAAAAAAAAAGAAUAAUUCACAAUAUCUCUGUUUCUAUAAAUUCAACCAAGCAAAAUGUUUUUCUACAAGUGCUCAUUUUCAAUGUAAAUUUAAAUGUACAGUUUUGAUUUCAAAGUUUACUAGGUUUUGUAGAUAUUCUAUGCUUUUAUUUUCAACAAAAAAGAGUUAAAUGGUGUGACAUUAUCAGCCUUACUGUGCUUACAUUCACAAAAAAGGAAAAGUUAAAAAAAGAGUGAGAAGAAAAGAGCGUGGCUUUUCCGAACACAGUGUACUCGUAAAUCUUAUUGUCUCCUGCUCAUUUCAAAAAGGGUCUUCAAUGAACGACUGCAUAUUCUUGUUGUUUUUAAUUUUGUUUGUCUGUACAUUUUGACUUUGGAACCUCUUUAUUUUUCCACCAAGAAAAUGGGACCCGAUAUAUUUAUAGUGCAGAGUUAUCCAUGAUGGACACGAGACUUUUUCAGGUGUCUAUGUGUGUGUGAGCAAUGCUAUGGUCUUGUUAAGGUUUUUAUUGAAUACUGCCACAAGCUCACGCUUUCCUACUGGCAAUAAAUUAUUCCUAAAAAAUA